AUGGGCUACAACAGCAACAGUUGCAGCAAGAGCAGAUACGCCGCAGACGGUGGGGGGACAGUGGUCUCAUUUUUCCACAACGUUUUCCUUGCUGCCGCCCUUCGAUGGAAACAGUCGUGGUUUGCAAAGUGGACUGCAAGCCCUUACGACAGCUGGAGCAGCAGUGGCAGCGGUAGCACGCUGGACUUAGGGGAAGCAGAAAUUAGGGAAAAGGACUAUGCUUUACAACCCUUUGAGGCACCAUGGCCUACAAGAUAUCAGCAUGCUCGUUUCUGGAUUCGGGUUGCUCCCAGGCUUGUGGAACAGCUUGUUACGUCGAGUCUUCUUGUUAAGCGUUACGCAGUAACGGAAAAACAACUGUUACCAGUGCAUCUGGCCAACGCCGCAUUCAGAGAUCUCGAGGCUCUUGUUGUGCAGCACAUAGGAGCUAUCGAGGAAAGGGACACCAGGAGGCGGAGUCGACGCCAAAGCAGCAAGAAACUGGAACAAGAAAGCAAACAAACGCUCGAGCAGUGGCUGCAGGAAAUCAGAGCUUCACCUUCCAAAGGUUUAGCUGCAGACAUUGCCCACGAUACUAGGCGAAACGGAUCAAUAGAUGCAGCAGGCGAAGAUAGCCCAAGUGGCUGGAAGGACAGCACGAAAGAAGAGAAGUUUGUGUUCGAACAGCAGCGUAAGGGGACGGACGAUAGCUUAUGGAGCAUUGACAGCGCCGCGGCAGCGGCAGCUGAAAGCGCUGCGGCUGCAACGCCUCAAGCCCUCGCUUUUAGGCACUUAGAAAGGGCUGCACAUCUUUCACGAGAGUUUAAACAUGCCAAGCUCGAAGAUUUGCAGCAACUGAAGACCAUUACGAGGGCACUUGAAUGGACGGUGGCUGAGGUGUUUGAGAAGAUGUCAGCGAUCCGCGCCGCCGCAGCUGAGGAGUCCAUUUGGCAGGAAAGCGCAGCUCCGCCCCCCGAAACACAAAAACUUCUCCAUGACUUUGCGCUGCAUCUGAAUAAGCGAAAGCGCCAGAUGGCGUUACUGCAGCCCGUGAGACAGAAAAUCCUACUGAAGCUCCUUGCUGUCAGGUUUCUCACUGACACUCCUCAGCAGCGGGAGAAAAGGGAAAGGGAAAAACGCAGGCAGGUUGCUCAGCUUUUCGGAGAGGAAAGCAGCAUCCUUUUUUUUACACAACAAGGGUGA
Eimeria mitis is the source of this 1182-nucleotide messenger RNA. RefSeq lists its product as uncharacterized. The transcript has 2 exons. Lineage: Eukaryota; Apicomplexa; Conoidasida; Eucoccidiorida; Eimeriidae. The coding region runs from base 1 to 1182 and encodes 393 amino acids. The record is from RefSeq and is a predicted model, not a curated record.